CUUGCAUGGCAAGUGCGUUUUGCCUCGCAAAACAAGUGUCAAGGCACUCGACCAAGACCGAAGACAACAAUGGGUAGACUAAUGGUACUGUAGCACCGACGCAAAGACGGAAGGGUAGACUACCCGCGUAGCAAGCGAGAGCGAUCAUCAGCAUUAGGAGAAACAGAAACAAACGACAAGUUCAAGCGUUUGUUGAUUUAAGCAAACGACAAGUUCUAAGUUCUAGCGUUUCUUGGUUUUUCUUCGCCUUGAAAUAUCCUGGAACAAUCCAGCCACAACUGUAGCAUGAUGCUCCGCCCUCUCCAACUCGCCCUCUUCUUGGCCUUGGCCACUGUCACUACCGUAUCCGCCACGGCCGUCAUGCAUAACAUGCGGCGACCACUUCGUAUUGGCUUUAGCCGUGCUCUUCUUUCCUUUGCCGACAAGUCUAGCACUACCCACAAGGAUCUUCUCCUGGAAGCGGAGGAGACAACCAGUUCCACUAUCACUGACCUCGACAGUUUCAGGGGCGGGUCUUCCCCCAAAGUGCCGGCUCUCUACAAGUUCUUGUACGCCGCCGCCGGUAUCGCGACUACGGCCGCGUGGUCGACGGUCGUCUACACGACCAUUCGGUCCAAUCAACCCAUGGGGGCCCUGAUGCCCACUUGGCAACACGGCUUUUUUGCCCGGAUCGGUGCUCUGAGUGCGGCGCCCCUGAUUUUGACCAGUUAUGGUACUCUCAUCCGGGCCUGUCGCAAGAACGAACUCCAAAGUAACACGGCACGACGCCACAAUUUGGCCUUGGCGGCGGCGGGAAUUGGUAGUGCGUUGUGGGUGUGGCAAGCCCCGCUCAUUACCAAAAUUCCGGGCACGGAUCCGCUCCAGAGCCAUCAAGCCUAUCAAGGCAUGAUGAAGCAGGGACUGAUGGCCGCGUACGGAUUGGGUGCCACCGUCUGUGGUGGAAUUUGGGCAAAGACAGCCUCGACAGGUCUUCUUCAGUGGCCCCAACAGAUUUGCGAUGGGGUCGCCCAAGGAUUGGUGAGUUUGGCGCCGCAAAACCGGGACGAUCCCGUCCAGGUCAAAUACAGUGUGUUGGCCAGUGGCUUUUUGUUUUUCACGGGAUUGCAAUUGGUGUCGACGCAUCCCACCAGUGUCAUUCCGUCGUGGACGGGCCGUCGUUUGGCCCGAGCCUUUCCGGCGUGGACCUUGUUGGCCGCCGUGACCUCUCUAGAUCUCAAGGAAGCCACUGAACGGGGUGCCUUGCACCUGGACCAGCAAUACCGAUUGUUGGCAAAUGGAUUGAAAAGCUUUGGAGUCCUCUAUUUGAGUGCCAAAGUGGGGGCUAUUUUUGUGGAUCCUUCCUUUCCGGCAUCAUACCACGCAGUCGAGCUCGUGCCGGGGUGGGCCGUUGCAGCGAUUGUCUUUGUCGGGUUGACGCUACGAUCGGAUGGUGCCACGAAAAUGGUAGAGGCAUGUCCCAUUCCAACCAACGAGGAAGUGACCGAGGACGAGCCUUCAGAUAUGGAUGUGCCAAAAGAAGAGUAGAUACAGCAGCUACCGUAUGCCAGAGCCAGUUCGUAAUGAGAAUAACGCGGAAUAGAUAAAAGCUAUUUAGCAAUGCAUGUACAAGU
Messenger RNA from Seminavis robusta, 1610 nucleotides. NCBI's taxonomy places the organism in Eukaryota, Bacillariophyta, Bacillariophyceae, Naviculales, Naviculaceae. The record is from the annotation of a GenBank genome assembly.